AUGGACAGCUUCCAAGAAAAUUUCGAGUAUUUACGCGUAAAUCGUAUUGCAAUUUGCAAAAGCCAUCAACAGGGCAUUAUCAGAUCGCAGCUGCAGGCGCAUUUAGACACAAAACAUUUAGAUCUAGCCCCGAAGACACGACGGAGCAUUAUUGAGGCUGCACAUACAGAAGAAGCGCUGCGAGACUGGGCUGAUGAUAUUUGUAGGAUCGUGUAUCCCCGCCCAGAUGCUGCGCCAUUACCCCAUUUACCAGUAUACGUAGACGGGCUGCAGUGUACACAGUGUGGGUUUAUUUACCGCAAUGUUAAGAGAAUGCAGCAGCACUGCCGUAGUGCACAUGACUGGCAGAGCAGCCGUCAACGCAGGGCAGGUCGACCAGGGGCUUCGCACAGUAUGUGGACAUCGAACGUGCUAUGCCAGAAGUUGCAUAACGCUAGUACGUUGGGCCGACUGUUCCCAGUCCAGGGCGCUGUGCCCAUUGAACCCGAUGACGGUGACGACGAGGAGGCGCGGCUAAGGCAGGCAUUUGCUGCUGCAGCGACGCAGAUAGACCAGGUAGUAGAGCGCAAGAACCCCAACAACGUCAUUGAGGACGAUAGCAGCCAAUGGGGAUAUCAAGUAUGGCUAAAUCGAGCGGGUUGGGCACGACACUUAGGAGGGCUGAGCCGAGAGUGGCUGCUAGACAUGGCGCAGACACCCCGCUACCACGAACGGGCACUGCAGGACGUGUGCUGGGCAGCCGAGAUGGUAAUUUGGAGGGCGCAGCAGGCGUCCCACUCCAGUGUAGUAGGCAUGCCCGCCAUGAUGCACAUUAACCGGCGCGAGUAUGGGACGACCAGCAACGAGAAGCCGUUCAAUGCAAGCCAGACGGAGCCGACGAUGAAGAAAUACCGCAGCGUGUGGCUCCAAGUGAUUGCGUACAUCUGGCGAACGUACGAGCUA
Bipolaris zeicola 26-R-13 is the source of this 942-nucleotide messenger RNA. RefSeq lists its product as uncharacterized. The record is from RefSeq and is a predicted model, not a curated record. The transcript has a single exon. The annotation marks the transcript as partial. Lineage: Eukaryota; Fungi; Ascomycota; Dothideomycetes; Pleosporales; Pleosporaceae.